CCGAACCGAUCCGGAUUAAGGGGCCGGAGGCGGGUCCUGGGCACCAGCGGUUCCGACCCCCCCCCGCCCUCCGCGCCGCACCCGAGUGGCCCCCAGCCGAGCGGGCCCCCACCUCCUGGCCCUGCCUGGGCCCUCCUGCGCCUCCCUUGGCCUUUGUCCGGCGCCAGGAGGCCGGUCCCGCGCCCCCCGCGGCCGCCCGGGCCCGGGCCCGCGUCAGGCGCCUGGCUCUGUACGCGAGCCCGGGGAUCUGCGGCCUUCGUGCCCCCCUUCCCCCGCCCGCCCUCUCGUGGAGCCCGGCGCCGGCGGCGGCUGCCCGGGCGGGGGGUUGCGGCGCUCAGGAGAGGCCCCGGCUCCGCCCCGGGCCUGCCCAGGGGGAGAGCGGAGCGGCCCGCAGCCGGGUCGGGUCGGGGCCCCUCCCGGGAGGAGCGUGGAGCGGCGGCGGCGGCGGCAGUAGAAAUGAUGGAAGAAUUGCAUAGCCUGGACCCACGACGGCAGGAAUUACUGGAGGCCAGGUUUACUGGAGUAGGUGUUAGUAAGGGACCACUUAAUAGUGAGUCUUCCAACCAGAGCUUGUGCAGCGUCGGAUCCUUGAGUGAUAAAGAAGUUGAGACUCCCGAGAAAAAGCAGAAUGACCAGCGAAAUCGGAAAAGAAAAGCUGAACCAUAUGAAACUAGCCAAGGGAAAGGCACUCCUAGGGGACAUAAAAUUAGUGAUUACUUUGAGUUUGCUGGGGGAAGCGGGCCAGGAACCAGCCCUGGCAGAAGUGUUCCACCAGUUGCACGAUCCUCACCGCAACAUUCCUUAUCCAAUCCCUUACCGCGACGAGUAGAACAGCCCCUCUAUGGUUUAGAUGGCAGUGCUGCAAAGGAGGCAACGGAGGAGCAGUCUGCUCUGCCAACCCUCAUGUCAGUGAUGCUAGCAAAACCUCGUCUUGACACAGAGCAGCUGGCACAAAGGGGAGCUGGCCUCUGCUUCACUUUUGUUUCAGCUCAGCAAAACAGUCCCUCAUCUACGGGAUCUGGCAACACAGAGCAUUCCUGCAGCUCCCAAAAACAGAUCUCCAUCCAGCACAGACAGACCCAGUCGGACCUCACAAUAGAAAAAAUAUCUGCACUAGAAAACAGUAAGAAUUCUGACUUAGAGAAGAAGGAGGGAAGAAUAGAUGAUUUAUUAAGAGCCAACUGUGAUUUGAGACGGCAGAUUGAUGAACAGCAAAAGAUGCUAGAGAAAUACAAGGAACGAUUAAAUAGAUGUGUGACAAUGAGCAAGAAACUCCUUAUAGAAAAGUCAAAACAAGAGAAGAUGGCAUGUAGAGAUAAGAGCAUGCAAGACCGCUUGAGACUGGGCCACUUUACUACUGUCCGACACGGAGCCUCAUUUACUGAACAGUGGACAGAUGGUUAUGCUUUUCAGAAUCUUAUCAAGCAACAGGAAAGGAUAAAUUCACAGAGGGAAGAGAUAGAAAGACAACGGAAAAUGUUAGCAAAGCGGAAACCUCCUGCCAUGGGUCAGGCCCCUCCUGCAACCAAUGAGCAGAAACAGCGGAAAAGCAAGACCAAUGGAGCUGAAAAUGAAACGCCUUCUUCUGGGAAUACAGAGCUAAAGGAUACAGCCCCAGCCUUAGGAGCCCACAGUUUACUUAGGUUAACGUUAGCAGAAUACCAUGAACAAGAAGAAAUCUUCAAACUCAGAUUAGGUCAUCUUAAAAAGGAGGAAGCAGAGAUCCAGGCAGAGCUGGAGAGGCUAGAAAGGGUUAGAAAUCUACAUAUCAGGGAACUAAAAAGGAUACAUAAUGAAGAUAAUUCACAAUUUAAAGAUCAUCCAACGCUAAAUGACAGAUAUUUGUUGUUACAUCUUUUGGGUAGAGGAGGUUUCAGUGAAGUUUACAAGGCAUUUGAUUUAACAGAGCAAAGAUACGUAGCUGUGAAAAUUCACCAGUUAAAUAAAAACUGGAGAGAUGAGAAAAAGGAGAAUUACCACAAGCAUGCAUGUAGGGAAUACCGGAUUCAUAAAGAACUGGAUCAUCCCAGAAUAGUUAAGCUGUAUGAUUACUUUUCACUGGAUACUGACUCGUUUUGUACAGUAUUAGAAUACUGUGAGGGAAAUGAUCUGGACUUCUACCUGAAACAGCACAAAUUAAUGUCGGAGAAAGAGGCCCGGUCCAUUAUCAUGCAGAUUGUGAAUGCUUUAAAGUACUUAAAUGAAAUAAAACCUCCCAUCAUACACUAUGACCUCAAACCAGGUAAUAUUCUUUUAGUAAAUGGUACAGCGUGUGGAGAGAUAAAAAUUACAGAUUUUGGUCUUUCGAAGAUCAUGGAUGAUGAUAGCUACAAUUCAGUGGAUGGCAUGGAGCUAACAUCACAAGGUGCUGGUACUUAUUGGUAUUUACCACCAGAGUGUUUUGUGGUUGGGAAAGAACCACCAAAGAUCUCAAAUAAAGUUGAUGUGUGGUCGGUGGGUGUGAUCUUCUAUCAGUGUCUUUAUGGAAGGAAGCCUUUUGGCCAUAACCAGUCUCAGCAAGACAUCCUACAAGAGAAUACGAUUCUUAAAGCUACUGAAGUACAGUUCCCGCCAAAGCCAGUAGUAACACCUGAAGCAAAGGCGUUUAUUCGACGAUGCUUGGCCUACCGAAAGGAGGACCGCAUUGAUGUCCAGCAGCUGGCCUGUGAUCCCUACUUGUUGCCUCACAUCCGAAAGUCAGUCUCUACGAGUAGCCCUGCUGGAGCUGCUAUUGCAUCAACCUCUGGGGCGUCCAAUAACAGUUCUUCUAAUUGAGACCAACUCCAAGGCCACAAACUGUUCAACACACACAAAGUGGACAAAUGGCAUUCAGCAGCGGGUUUGGAACAUAGCGAAUCCGAAUGGAUCUGAUGAAACCUGUACCAGGUGCUUUUAUUUUCUUGCUUUUUUCCCAUCCAUAGAGCAUGACAGCAUCGAUUCUCAUUGAGGAGAAACCUUGGGCAGCUCUGGCCAGGCCUCGUAGGAAAAGGCCCCGCCCGAGGUUCCAGCGUCAACGGCCACUGUGUGUGGCUGCUCUGAGUGAGGAAAAAAUUAAAAAGAAAAACUGGUUCCAUGUACUGUGAACUUGAAAACAUGCAGACUCAGGGGGGUCCCUGAUGCAGUGCUUCAGAUGAAGAAUGUGGACUUGAAAAUACAGACUGGGCUAGUCCAGUGUCUAUAUUUAAACUUGUUCUUUUCUUUUAAUAAAGUUUAGGUAACAUCUCCUGAAAAGCUUGUAGCACAAAGGCUCAGCUGGGGAUGGUGUUUGACUUCGGAGGAAAAAAGUUGCUAUUGCCCGUUAAAGGCACUAGAGUUAGUGUUUUAUCCCUAAAUAAUUUCAAUUUUUAAAAACAUGCAGCUUCCCUCUCCCCUUUUUUAUUUUUGAAAGAAUACAUUUGGUCAUAAAGUGAAACCUGUAUUAGCAAGUACGUGGCAAUGUUCAUUCCAAUCAGAUGCAGCUUUCUCCUCCAUCUGGUCUCCUGUUUGCAAUUGCUUCCCUCAUCUCAGUAGGGAAAAAAUUGAGUGGGAGUACUGAGAUGUGUGGGUUUUUGCCAUUGGACAAAGAAUGAGGUUAGAAGACUGCAGCUUGGAGUCUCUCUAGGUUUUCAACUAUUUCUUCACAAUUUGAACACUUGACGGUUGUCCCUUUUAAUUUAUUUGAAGUGCUAUUUUUUUAAAUAAAGGUUCAUCUGUCCAUGCAGUCCUCUUGGAUUCUCUGAAUGUAGUAACUAUGAAGCUAUGCCAAAGGUAGGCAGAAAAUGGGCUUGGGAGCCAGACACUCCAGGGAUCAGUAGUUCCUACCCUUAGUCUUUGUGUGCUUGCUAAAUGGUGUACAUUUCUUGUUAACCACGUUAUUAAAACUUGAUUAGCACAUAAGCUUUCUUCUGUUACAUCUUUUGGCAGCAAACAACCUUCCCCCUAAGCCUCUGAAUUUUGUGGGUGUGUGGUGGUGUGUGUCUGUGUGUGCAUGUACACACACACUUUGUCUAGCUCACUUUAAAAGAUUAUCAAAUGGAAUUUUAAAAAUAAUCUGAAAAGAAAUAGAUAUUUCAGGCCGGGCCUGGUGGCUUACACCUGUAAUCCCAGCACUUUGGGAGGCUGAGGCGGGUAGAUCACGAGGUCAGGAGUUCAAGACCAGUCUGGUCAACAUGGUGAAACCCCAUCUCUACUAAAAAUACAAAAAUUAGCCUGGCGUGGUGGCGUGCGCCUCUAGUCCCAGCUACCCGGGAGGCUGAGGCAGGAGAAUUUCUGGAACCCAGGAGGCGGAGGUUGCAGUGAGCCGAGAUGGCACCACUGUACUCCAGACUGAGUGACAGAAUGAGACUGUGUCUCAGAAAAAAAAAAAAAAAAAAAGGAGAAAUAGGUGUUUAAAAUACGAACAUUCUUUUGGCACCAAUUUUCUUUUUUAAUUUGGUUGUUUCUGAGAUGUACGAUCAACUGAAGAUGGAGCUGAAAUGGGAGACGGGUGGCCCCACCGUGCCCUUGAAACAGCAGAGCACUCCUCAGUAGAGAGGGAGGGAGCCAGAGCCUGAACAUGUGGUCGCCAGCUUGGAAUGUUACUGACAUAUGUGGCGAGGGCUUAGCCAGAAAUAUUUAAAGAUGUAGUAUUCUGGCCUGUGAGUUGUCUGGGCAGGGAGGGGGAGUCAGAAAGGGUAGAGAGCUCUCACAUAACUCAUGACUCUAGUGUUCCAUUCACAUGUGAACAGUGUCACUGAUGACACAUUUUCUAGGACCUUCGUUUGUUUUGUGGACCUGCCUCAGUCUCCUCAGUAUCAGGCGAUCUUAAGGGAAGAUGGAGUGUUUCAAAUUGGAGAGAAGUUCAUGGGUAGGUAUCAUCCUGUGGAAUUCUGAAUGCAAGGAAGUCAACCCCAGAGGCCUUGGUACCCCCAGCUUUCUAAAACUACUUUAUUACAAUUUAUAUGUCUAUACACAUGCACAUAUAAACGUGUGCAUUUAUGUAUGUGUGUAUAGUACCUUUUUAAAAAAAAAAAAUUCCUUUAAGCUGCUAAGCAAAGGGUCUAACAGGUUGAGCACAGUGCUGAGAGGAUGGUGUCUGCAUAAUGAAGACAUGGAUGAAGCGGAGACCGUGUUCAAACUCACUGAAAACAAUGAAUUCUUUUCCUUUUUUUCUUCCUCUCCAGUGAUCUUGCAGUUGAUUUGUUUGUUUUUUAAUUUUUUAACAUUUUUCUUAACGUUGAAAAAAUGCUGCAUCUUUCUUUAAGCCUUCCCAGUAACUUCCUGCCUCCUUUAUCCCCGUAGCUUUUAAGUGAAGCUACAGGAUUUUAUCUGUCAAUCUGCCCUUUCUACCCUUAUCCUAUUGAAAGGAUGCCCUCUUCCCUUGCUUUUGGUCUAGGGCCUGUUUGGAGCUAACUAGGCUUGGCUGAAUAUGGGCAAGACCUUCUUCCAAGGCAUGGACAAGCCCCAGAGAACAUGCAGAACGUUGACCUUUCCAUUGACUGUCUUUCAAGCUGCCAGUGAAAUCACUAAGUGGGGUUCUUCCAUGACAUAUUUUGUUAAUAUGGGUUUCGCUUUUUCCAAGAAUAGUCCCUUGUUGCCACAAUGUUGAUUUACUUUACACAAUGACAGUAUGUAUUAAUUUGUAAUUAAACCCAUCCAGAUUGUUUUAGCCUUUUCCCAAUGGGGUGGGGGAGGGAAGGAUAUUAAAAUAAGUUUUAAGAA
Messenger RNA from Nomascus leucogenys (northern white-cheeked gibbon), 5679 nucleotides. It is a transcript of the gene TLK2, whose product is annotated as tousled like kinase 2. The record is from RefSeq and is a predicted model, not a curated record. Gene Ontology annotation, biological process: chromosome segregation; intracellular signal transduction; peptidyl-serine phosphorylation. Gene Ontology annotation, cellular component: nucleus. Gene Ontology annotation, molecular function: protein serine/threonine kinase activity; ATP binding. Lineage: Eukaryota; Metazoa; Chordata; Mammalia; Primates; Hylobatidae.